GGUCCGCUUUUGUUGAACACUUUAAAAAAGUGUAUGAUUCUCCGAAUCGGUCGUUACUUGCAUUUCAAAAAUUACAGUCGUAUCAUCAAUCCGCAGAUCAAGAUACUCGCAGUUUCUGCGAUGCGAUGCGCAAGUUAUGUCGAGAAUAUGAUCCCGAUAUGAGCCCGAAGAUGAAACUUGAUUUUCUUCUCCGCUCGGUUAAUCCGACUUAUCGUCCGGAAAUAUUAAAACUUAAACCAACAAGUGCUGACGCAUUUGAACAAAUUGCAAUAGAUGUUGAACAUACGUUUAUUACUUUAACCGCAUAUGAAACCUAUACUCCAUCAACGGUUACUACUUAUACUUCUUCACCACCAUCAGGUGCUAAUUAUAUUGCACCACAACAAUCACCUGCAUCGAACUAUCCUUAUCGCGGCCGAAAUAACUUCCGUUCGAAUCAACGUCCGCCUUUUAACACAACUUUUCGUCCAUUUACAUCUUCACCUAACUAUUAUCAAGGUCGUCGACAAUCUUCAAACUUCAAUUCACCCCAGUUACCUCGACCACAACAAUUCGUCGCCUCUGCCUCCGCUACUCAUACAGUACCACCUUCAUACCAAUCGCUACCACCCCUCAUGCCUCCAUCUUCUGCUCCACCACCACCACCACCACCACCUCCACCUCCAGCUGCACUUCUACCAUUACAUCUAUUGUCUUGUCAGUGGUGCAACCAGCAAGGACAUUCAGCUCGUGACUGCCCUUUUUAA
Messenger RNA from Adineta steineri, 746 nucleotides. The record is from the annotation of a GenBank genome assembly. NCBI's taxonomy places the organism in Eukaryota, Metazoa, Rotifera, Eurotatoria, Adinetida, Adinetidae.